This is a messenger RNA of Ipomoea nil (Japanese morning glory), 1120 nucleotides long. Its product is annotated as UPF0496 protein At4g34320-like. NCBI's taxonomy places the organism in Eukaryota, Viridiplantae, Streptophyta, Magnoliopsida, Solanales, Convolvulaceae. The transcript is spliced from 4 exons. Bases 461 to 1042 code for a protein of 193 amino acids. The record is from RefSeq and is a predicted model, not a curated record.
AUACAAGUUAACAGGAUAGUUGGAUCAGUCUUCAUCAUCAAACGGUCUUCUCAUGCUCUCCUUUGGUCUAACGCAAAAAGUGGCAGGUUUUUUAUUCAAGUCGAAGCAAUGAUGUGAUAAGUACCCUAACUUCUGUGGGAGUUGACAUUGGAGAAUUAAGCUUUGGUUCCUUGAAGGAAUCAUGGGAAGUUUUCGGAUAUGAACCAAAAAGUGGUGAAGGUGAUCAUGUUAUCAAGAAGGACAUACGGAGGAAUCAAGAAUUUCUGAGCUGGUUGAGGAUUACUUUGAAAACUGCUUAAAAACCCAAGACUUCUGCGCUGCUCUGCCUUGGAGAAAUGCCUAAAGCGAGCACACAACAGCUAGCUCUUGAUUCAAGGAGUGUGGGGUUGAAGGGGAUAACAAGUACACAAGAACUCUAGAGGAGCUGAAGAGCUACAAAGCUGCUGAAGAGUUUUUCCAGAUGUUCCAAUCUCUCUAUGUGCAUCAAAUCCAAAUGCUCGAGAAGUUGCAGUCGAGAAUGAGCAAGCUUGACAAGAAGCUCAAGUGCAUUCGUUCCUGGAGAAUGGUCUCACGAAUGAUCUUUGCCGCUGCAAUUGCUGCUGUUCUCAUCUCCUCAGUGAUGGCUGCAGCCAUCGCUGCACCGCCUGUUGCAGGCGCACUGGCCGCGGCUACAGCCAUUCCCAUUGGCGUAAUAGGGAAAUUGGUUGAUUCUCCUCUCAGGAAAUGUGAGGAUGCCAUCAAAAGACUGCACGAAAUCAUCAACUCGAUUGAAGUUAGAAUGUCUGUUGCCAUCAAAGACUUGGGCACCAUAAGCAUGCUUAUUAUCAAGUUGGAAAUUGAGAUAGAAUCAUUAUUGAACAAGGAAGAUUUCACAACUAAUGAAGAUGGUGCAAAGAUUUGCAUUGAAGAUAUCAGGAGGAAGGUAGAUUUCUUCAAAAAGGAGGUUGAUGAUUUAGGGGUGCAAGCUCAUAUUUGCAGCAGUGAUAUACAGAGAGCCAGAAUUCUUAUAUUGCAAAGAAUAAUGAAGUACCCUAACCAUUAGACUACUACUUCUUUUUUUUUUUUGACUCAUCUUAUUGUAUAUAUCAUAUUUCAGAACAUUUCUAAUAUGUACAUUGAU